Molecule: messenger RNA, 3365 nt
Organism: Vespula vulgaris
Lineage: Eukaryota; Metazoa; Arthropoda; Insecta; Hymenoptera; Vespidae
Product: mitochondrial folate transporter/carrier
Exons: 7
Coding region: 8-979 (323 amino acids)
Biological process (GO): folate import into mitochondrion; nucleotide transport
Cellular component (GO): mitochondrion
Molecular function (GO): FAD transmembrane transporter activity; folic acid transmembrane transporter activity
Source: RefSeq, a predicted model, not a curated record
CGCGACCAUGUCGUCGAUAAAAACGAGUAAUACUACAGGAACGAAUCGUAUCCUACCAGCUCUUAGUCGCUUCAAGUAUGAAUAUUUCGUCGCCGGUAUAUCCGGUGGCGUUGUUUCGACACUUACCCUUCAUCCAUUGGAUCUGAUCAAAAUUAGAUUGGCAGUUAACGAUGGACGUAGCUCGAUACCACAAUACACUGGUAUAGUAAAUGCUUUCAAGCAGAUUAUGAAAAGCGAAGGAAUACGUGGAUUCUACAGAGGAGUAACACCGAACGUCUUGGGAUCAGGCUGCUCUUGGGGAUUGUAUUUCUUCUUUUACAAUAACAUAAAGACAUGGAUUCAAGGAGGAAAUGCGAAGAAACCGUUAGGUCCAUCAAUGCAUAUGCUAGCUGCUGCAGAUGCAGGAAUAUUAACUUUGUUAAUGACUAAUCCAAUAUGGGUAGUGAAAACACGAUUGUGUUUACAAUAUGUUGAAGAUAAAAAUCUGGCAGAAUCGAAGAGAUAUACAGGAGUAACAGAUGCCCUAUUAAAGAUCUAUAGAACCGAAGGCAUCAGAGGUUUAUAUAAGGGUUUAGUUCCUGGAAUGUUUGGUGUAUCACAUGGUGCCAUACAGUUUAUGACAUAUGAAGAAAUGAAAAAUAAAUAUAACAUAUAUCAAAACGUACCUAUUGACACAAAGUUGAACAUGUUUGAAUAUAUCCUUUUUGCGGCCGUUUCUAAGGUAAUUGCAGCUGCUGUAACAUAUCCUUACCAGGUAUUAAGGGCGCGUUUGCAAGAUCAUCAUCUUGACUACAGAGGAACGUGGCACUGCAUCCAGGUGACAUGGAGGUGUGAAGGUUGGCGUGGAUUUUACAAGGGUCUUAGUGUCAACCUUAUGAGAGUGACCCCAGCAACCGUGAUUACCUUUUUGGUCUACGAGAAUGUUACCUACUUCCUCAAGCACAACCCACAAUAUGCAAACAUUGGGUCCAGUGGAUAGAACAAUAUCUUCGACAAUGAAGUAUUGUACUUUAAGCAGAGCACCACGCAUCCGAAUCGAUAGAAAAUCACGCACGGAAACAUCAAUUUGAAGCAAACGAGAUGUUCUCCAAGUUGAGGCGCAUUAGUCGAUGGAAAAUGAAUGAUUGAUUUACUAUACCCCCAUGCCGCUACCCUCGGGAAAUCCGAUGGAUCGAAUGUGCCUCGAUACGCCAUGGGUGAUAUUCUUCACCUUUGACCCACGUGCUAAGCACAUGGAGUAUAAAAAGAAAAUGUGGAUGGUCCAACGACUUUUACGGUCACAUUCCUUUCGUAAGCACAUCGUCGUUAGAUAAUAUUCGUUUAAUUGUUUUUUCUUUUUUUUUUUCGAAAUCAAUUAAUAGAACAACAGAUACUUAUUUCACUCACUUCAUUUCAUGUUGUCUCUUAUCACAAGAGAUGACUAUUCAGAGAGAAGGUUACUUUUAAUGAGUCUCCGAGUAACGGUUCAGUAACACCGCAAAUGAAUUAGGAGUUGGCGAAUUUGCGUGGAGCCUGUAAUUGUCUUGUUAAUUGGCUAUUUUCUAACGGAUCCCCAAGAUAAUGAAAUAUUUCGAACUUGAACGUGUUAUCGAUCGACUAUGCCCGGGCAAUCGACGUACCAUGAAUUCGAUGCGAAGCUUCGUAUUAAUGACAUUCUAAUUGACGUAUUUAAAAUUCGAUAGAAUUUGCCUGAGCCUCUACGUUAUUACUUAUUGGAAUACCGAUGUGAAUAUAGAGCUAAAACGUGUUCUAUUCGUUUCAAAUAACACUGUACUUGUGUAUUUCACGAGUUUUAUUAACUCAUUAGGUCUAUGGAAAAGUUUUCUUUGUUUUUUAAAUAUAAGAAAAUAAUAUACAUUUGUUUGUUGAUAUUUAAUUAACAAUGUAAUUUACAUUAAUAUUAACAAUUUCCGAUCUUUCAAGCAGGGGUUAAACAAAUCAAAUUUUUGUAAUUUUUUUUAGAUUUGUGAGGUCUGUCACGUCGAACACGUGAAAGUCUGUACUUCGAUUUUAAUUUCUUGUAAUAGCAAAGCACAAUUCCCGACCAUUCUCGAGAAAAUCGGCUUUAAAAAAUCUCGAAUAAAUAUUAACAAGAAGGAAUAAAUGUUGGACGACGAGCUGUAUAUUAUUUUUAUUUAAAAAAUCUCUUAAUCUUUUACGCAAAAUCUUUAUACAAAUUUUAUUUACGUUGGAAACGAAUGAUAUAGAUCUAUAAUUUGUAUCUACAUUUUUCACUACCUUUAUAUAUUAAAGUUAUUUUUUUCGCAAGUGCAUCUGCACACGCAGUGUUGCACAUUCAUCAUACAUUCACAUAUACACACACGUGUAUAUUCAUGAGGUAAACCAUAGACAAAUAUUGCAUACAUACAUCACACGUACUUACAUGUAACAUACAUCGGUGAGUGACUGCUGUUUUUCCUCCCGUAUUAUUAUUAUUGAGUGCAGUAACAGUAAAUAAAGUAAAUAAAGUAAAUAAAUAAAACUCUAGAAUUUGAAAGAUAAGACAUUUGGUAAGAUCUUGUUGAACGCGCCAAUUAAUUUGUGUUAAUCAACCUAUUUAAAUAUUUCAUUAUAGUUUCAGUAAAUUAAAUAUAUAUCUGUAAAUAGUUCCAGCAUCUGUAAAAAUUAUGUAGUAAGUUUUUAGAAUAUGGAUGCACCCGUAUGGAUAUGUAGUAUGAUUAAAAUAAAAAAAUUUUAUAGAGAUUCGACGUCUUACUAGAAGUCGUUAGUUUUAUAUUAACCACAAGAGUGUUAAUGAACUUUGUUUUCAAUUUCUUUUAUAUAAAAAUAUUAAUAAUUUAUAAACAUUCAUAGGGUAUAGCAGCGAUUAAAAAUUAAAAGUUUGACAAGGACAAAUAUUUGAAGAUAUGGAAAGAUUGAUUCAUAAUUUAAGUAUUUUUGCGACAUUUACCUUACAGAUAAGACAUAUGUUCGAUUCAAAUGCGUCUGUAUUAUUUUGUACGUGUUUUCUAUAUCGACAUAUAUAUAUUAUGACGAACGUCAUUGAGGAUAAACGAGCCAGUAUUUUUUCUUUUUAUGUUACGCAUACAGUAAAAAUGACGAUAAUUGAGAGAUCAAAAUGAAAAAGUUGCGGAGAGGUUAUCAAAAUACUUCAUAUUCGAUUGGAUUGUUCGGUUGACCGAAAAAAUUGCGUUUACAUAUAAAGUGCAUAUCGUAAGAAAUCAGAAAAGCGUUAUUGUUGGUUUUAAACUUUCUCUCAAGGGUCAUAUAUCAUCAUGCAGAUUAUUUGACUGUGAGAAUUCGUUGGAUAAAAAACACAUUGUCCAAGUCUUAGACAUUUCUAAUUUAAGCUCAUAAUUUAUUAAAAUGUAGAAAAUACAAUAAACACAAGAGGUAGGUUUGCA